Molecule: messenger RNA, 2304 nt
Organism: Fusarium coffeatum
Lineage: Eukaryota; Fungi; Ascomycota; Sordariomycetes; Hypocreales; Nectriaceae
Exons: 1
Coding region: 1-2304 (767 amino acids)
Source: RefSeq, a predicted model, not a curated record
AUGUCGCGACAUCUCGUUCGUUCGUUCUUGCUGGCUACGGCCUUGAGUCCCUUGGUUAAUGCUGGACCCUGUCGACCUCAUCCCACUUCUGCUUCGAGUGUGGGUGAGAGCUCGACUCAGACCGUUUCUCCGUCUCUUGCUUCUUCGUCUGUUAUCCUGAUCGAUACCGAGACCGUCUCGCACUCGGAUAUGAUCUCUGAAGAUGCUGCUACCGGAACUGGAAGCUCGACCCUCCAAGAUGAUACGACCGUGACCUUCAGCGAAAUAUAUUCGGCUUCUACUGCAACCUCUGAGGAUGCUACGUUCAUCUCCAUUGAGACCACUGCCGAGUCUAGUGUGACUGAUACAACUGCUGCCACCCAAGCCAGUACCUCCUCGGCAGCUACUCAGGCAGCUCCAACUGAUACGACCGUAAACACCCAUGGGUCAGAGGCGUCGGCGACUGCAACAUCGGACGAGCUUACAGGUACUAUGACUGAUGCUGCCACGUCCAGUGCUGAGGCUACUUCGGAUACCACCUUGACUUCCAGUCAGACGGAUACUCCCACCACUGGAACCUCGGGCGACCUCACCACCACCGCCGAGACUGCCACUUUCCCAUCCACGACCGAGGCUACUUCAACAGCUUUAGAGACCUCCACAACUACAGCCGCUGUCUGUACCCCUACCCUUCUUAGCACCCCGCACGAAGGUGCUGUAUGCGGCAAGCAGGGCAAUCCAAGCUCUUUUACAGACUUUCUGCUCACCCUGACAGAAGAAGAGUUCACGGCGAGUAUCGGGAAAUGCUACGAGGCAUGCAAAGAUAACACAAACUGCGGCUCUUUCAUUUUCAUGCAGGGUGCCUUCUGUGAGCUGUGGAAGGGUGAACCCACUGGGCUCAACAAUGCCGAUACCCCCUACAAAUGGUAUAGCUUGGACUGCUUUUCCUGCGGCCCUGAUGAGACAGAGACCAACCCACCGGAAACCAAUGUACCGACUCAACCUGAAGGAGUGUGCGUGGACAAUCUUCUGAACCCGCCGCCCAAAGAUACUAUCUGUGGAGCGACAGGAAGUGGCGCUGGUGACUUCAUGUCUUUGCCUGGCGGCGGGUCUACAACCUCAUUGGACGCAUGCCGCAACGAUUGCGAGAACACGGAGAACUGCGACGCAAUCGCAUUCCACCAAGGAGCCUAUUGUGUGCUCUACAGCGGCCAUAUUACCGAGACAUACGGUGCGCCAACCGCUUGGAAGUAUUAUGACAUGUCUUGCUUCUGUGAGACAGAACCCAGCACUCCGACUGAGCCUGAGCCAAACAACCCAGCAGAACCUGAGCCUACCUGCAAGAACAACAUCAUCAAUCCUAUCCCUGACUAUCGUGUCUGCGGCCAACCAGGUCGGGCAGCUGGCUUGUAUCAUGAGGGCCCUGCGCCAGAGGGUUCCACCAAGUCGCUUCUGGCGUGUGCAAAGGCAUGCAUUAAUGGUCCUUGCAGAGCUUUCAGGUUCGAGGUUGACAAGGAAUGCGAGUUCUACGUAGGAACCGGAUUGAACACACCAGACGGCACGGAACAGAGCUACAGGUGGUAUCAGCCGGAAUGCUUUUGCGAUCUUGAAGAAGAUGAACCGAGCGAUCCUGAGAUCACGCCCGCACCUGAGGUCACACCCACACCUGAAAUCACGCCCACACCCGAGGCGCCGACGGACGAUGUCUGUAUCGGCGAGCCCUUAGACUCCUUGCCCAAAGACACGGUGUGUGGUAAAAAGGGUUCUGUUCCAGCACAAUACAAGAGUAACGAACGUAUCAAAACAGCCGGAACUUUGGCAGAAUGCUACAAGGCAUGCAAAGCAGCGGGGGAUUGUGAUCUUAUCGAAUUCCUGCCGUCGUCGACUUGUAAGCUUUACAAAAUCCAAGGCCAGUUCUCGGACUCGGCCGUGCAGUUCACAGGAAGUGUGAUCGAGUGGUGGCAGCCAAGUUGCUUCUGCGACGACGAGCCUAAGGAAGAAGAACCAGUUCCUGUGUGCAGAGGAGAGCCCAAGAACCCCUUGCCAACGAACACCAUAUGCGACAUGAAAGGCCUUAUCAACUCCAACUUCAUUGGUGAGAGGGGAAAGCCGACUGCUGCAACCCCGACCGAAUGCAACAAGGCGUGUAAAGCUAACUCCAGCUGUCACCUUUUCAAAUUCACUGAGUCUGGACAGUGUAUCUUGUACCAGAAGGGUUAUCAAUUUGGGCCCAGUGCAGUUGAGAGCUACAUCAACACCGACUACAAGUGGUGGGAGCCAAGCUGCUUCUGUGAACCAGAUGUGUCACAAGCAAACCCCGAGUAG